Orbicella faveolata is the source of this 1452-nucleotide messenger RNA. RefSeq lists its product as uncharacterized. Lineage: Eukaryota; Metazoa; Cnidaria; Anthozoa; Scleractinia; Merulinidae. Gene Ontology annotation, molecular function: protein binding. The record is from RefSeq and is a predicted model, not a curated record.
AAUCAUAAACAAUUAGUUAUGAAAACACACCAAUCAACAGCUGAAUAAUUUUCCAGUCAUAACGCGCUAGGAAUCAAAGUGAAUUUCAAUUUAAUUGUGACUUGCGUCGAAUGCGAUGGCCUCUGAAAGUUCUGUGGAAAUUUUUCUGGCCAAAAUCGGCCUUCAAACCUACCACACAAGGUUUGAAAGUCAAGGAUAUGACACAGUUUUUGACUUGUGUCUCCUAGAAGAGGAGGACUUGGACCUUUUAAAUAUCAGGGAACCGAGUGACAGGUCUAAAAUCUUAGAAGCUGCUGCUGUGUUAGACAUCGGAGAAUGGUUAAAGCAUCUUGGCCUCGAAUCGGAAGGCUGUUAUUUGGAAAGAUUCAGAACCGAAGGAAUUAACACAAUCAGAGAUCUAAAAAGCAGAGAAUUCACUGAUGAGCUUCUGGAUUCUUUAGAAAUAAUGAUUCCUGGGCACAGAAAAAGAGUAAAGUGGUCAGCAACGUUCCUCAAAUGGCACUUGGCACAAGAACCGGACACCAGACAGGUGGUUCUUGGAUACUGGGGGCAACCCCCAGAAAUUGAAAAUAACGAAUACCCCUUCCUGUGUGUGCCUGGGUAUCUUAAAUCUGACAUUGGAGAUGACGCUCGCUCAUCAGAACUGAUUCAUUUUAUUGUGGACUCUGGUAGUGACGUUGUAACUGUAUCAGAAAGUCUAAUAGCUGAGUUACAGCUGGAAUAUCUACGUAAUAUCGAGAGUAGGGGCGCUCACGCCGCUGUAGAUAAGCCUCUCUACAAUGGUGUUAUCAAACUCGGAACAGAGGAGCUCCGUGUUGAGGUGAUGCCCGAAGUGGUUAACUCUGUUGGCAAUGUCGUGAUGCGACAAUUCAAGCAUUAUAUCAGUCAAAAAUGGCAUCGGUGGCUGAAAGAGGAGAAAUCACUUGAAGAAGAAGAAACAGAUUGACUGCUAUGAAUACUGUGCAAUUAAUCAAUGAAUUAUGAUGUGACACACAAUUGAAUCUCGUCACUAUCAGCAUGGAAUUUUUUAAAAUAAGUGUAUAUAGUUUUUUUCAAACAAAAAAUGCCGCUGAAAUUUUAAUUUCAAAAUGUAUUUAAGUUGUUUUAGUUAAAGUUAUUUCUAGAAAAAAAAUCAUAGGUAUAUUUUUUUAUGGAGAUAUUGUUUAUGAGGGCCCGCCCGAAGAAUGUGAAGUGAUAAAAGUUCAUUGGUCGUUGACAAGGGUUGCACGAAUUCGUGGAGUCAGACUGCAUAAUUUUGUCUCGUUCUGAAAUUUCUGCCAAUUUUCCUGCUAUUAGACACUGCAAUAAAAAUACAGAACAAAUAUAAUGGAGCAGAAAGAGUUAAAAAUAACAUUUAUAAUUUUUAAUUUAAAAUGAUGUCCGAAGUGCAGACAUACAAAUACUGUUCCAUAAUUUAUUCCAUGUUUAUUUUUGAAUUUUUUAUUGCAUAAU